GCAGGACAGAAGAAGAAGCUGCGGACAUCCGGGUUGUUGUGUCGGAGUGACGUAUUGGAACUCUUACUGAAAGAAAGGAUCUGAAUACUUCGUCCAGCGCUGUAUUUUGUUCUUACAGACAGCAGGAGCCCAGACAGGUCGGCCUCAUGGCGGUGUCUCAGAUCACGCCCACCCUGUUCCUCAGCGGCGCCGAAGGCCCCCUCAACGCAGCGCUGGUGUCGCAGAAGGGCAUCACUCUGAUCGUCAACGCCACGGUCAGCCACGCCAGCCCCGCCUACCCGGGGGUGGAGUGUGUGCGGGUGCCCGUCUCCGACCUGCCCAGCGCCCGCCUCGGAGACCACUUUGACCGUGUGGCCGAGCGCAUCCACGGAAACCGUGCAGGGGGCACGCUGGUGCACUGCGCCGCCGGUAUGAGCCGCUCCCCGGCGUUGGUUAUGGCGUACCUGAUGCGUUACAGAGGCGUGACGCUCCGCCAGGCGCACCGCUGGGUCCAGGACAGUCGGCCCUACGUGCGGCUGAACGCCGGCUUCUGGGAGCAGCUGCUGCAGUACGAGAGGAGGCUGUACGGGAAGAACACCGUCAGAGUGGCGGCAGUCGAAGAGACGCCGAGGGUGACGAGGACCGCGCCGCCGCCACAGCAGACCAACUGGUUGACGCUGGUACCCAGGUCGCCUCUGGUGACCCGAGCAUCACUGAUGUCACGACCACAGGUGAUGACGCCGGCAACCAAGCGAAGAAGAGGAACCAAAUCCAGCGGCGUUAAAGUCUGAGCUCUGAGCGACCGCUGCACUCCAACUACAACAAACUACCCACGAUGCAACUCGACCACUGACAGACACCACCCUGACCUCCACAGCCGACUUCUGUACCCACUCACACGCCUCUCUGAAAGACGCACGCCGUCCGUCAUCAGCACGGGAUUUAAAUCUGGAGCUGUGUAAUCGUCCAAUAGGGACGCAGCGUCCCACUGCUGCUAGCAUGUUAGCCGUUAGCUUUUUACCAGCUCGUCAUGCAAGAGGUCACUACAGCAGCGACGCACGCAUGAACUUUGGAGACCCUCUCUGACCGGGUCCGUUUCACAUCCGCCGCAGAAAGAAGGUUUGUGGGUCCAUCGCUUCUCGACCACCUGCUGAAAAACGGGUUUCCAGUUGCUGGUCAGGAUGUUGCAGACUUGGGACCUUGUGGACCGUAUAUAAAACAUCAGGGACUCAUCCUGAACGGGUGAAAACACUGACCUCACACAGAAGCUGCAGCAGAGCUAGCUAGCAGCUGUUAGCUUAGCAUUCACGCUUCAACGAGUGGCUGAAAAUGUC
Messenger RNA from Micropterus salmoides (largemouth bass), 1313 nucleotides. RefSeq names its product dual specificity protein phosphatase 18. Gene Ontology annotation, molecular function: MAP kinase tyrosine/serine/threonine phosphatase activity. The transcript has 3 exons. Gene Ontology annotation, cellular component: cytoplasm. The record is from RefSeq and is a predicted model, not a curated record. The coding region runs from base 147 to 770 and encodes 207 amino acids. Gene Ontology annotation, biological process: protein dephosphorylation. Lineage: Eukaryota; Metazoa; Chordata; Actinopteri; Centrarchiformes; Centrarchidae.